Messenger RNA from Aspergillus caelatus, 384 nucleotides. Its product is annotated as Endoribonuclease L-PSP/chorismate mutase-like protein. The transcript is spliced from 4 exons. The record is from RefSeq and is a predicted model, not a curated record. NCBI's taxonomy places the organism in Eukaryota, Fungi, Ascomycota, Eurotiomycetes, Eurotiales, Aspergillaceae. The coding region runs from base 1 to 384 and encodes 127 amino acids. Gene Ontology annotation, molecular function: deaminase activity. Gene Ontology annotation, cellular component: mitochondrion; cytosol.
AUGGCAUCAAAACCCCGUUUAAUUAACACCAAAGAAGCCCCUCCCCCACGGCCAUUUUAUAACCAGGCAGUCAUUGCAAAUGGCUUUGUUUUCUGCUCGGGCCAGCUUCCCAAGGAUUCUACAGGAAAGAUUGUCAAGGGCACCAUCCAAGACCGUGUUUAUCAAUGCAUUAGAAACUUGGAGGCCGUGCUGGAAUCCGCCGGGUCCAGUCUCGAGGAAAUGGUGGAAGCAAAUGUUUUCCUGUCAGAUAUGGAGGACUUUGAGAAAAUGAACGAGGUUUACCUGGAAUGGUUUGGUGACAUCAAGCCCGUUAGAAUUUCCGUGGCAGUCAAAUCGAUCCCGGAAUACACCGACGUUGAAAUGAAGUGUGUUGCGCUCUUGUAA